GUCCAAGUGUGUGAGUGAGUGUGCGCGCUACAGCCAUUGAACAGUUUCCACACGGAGACACACCUCAAGCUUCCACAGAAGAAGUGAUCCGGAGACGCACCGAUGUGGCCCGAACCACUUUGUCAUUUUUAAAUAUUAAACAAGUUGAGUUGGAGAAGUCGGCUCGGGUUCGACUUUUUGAGAUCGCUGUGAUCCUGGUCUGUCACUGUCACCAGGAAGGAGUGUCAUGGCGGAACCAGACUAUCUGGAGGGAGACUGCGAUGAGCUCAUCAAACCCAAGAAGCUGAUCAACCCAGUCAAGAACUCCCGCAACCACCAGGACCUGCACCGAGAGCUGCUCAUGAACCAGAAGAGGGGUCUGGCUCCUCAGAACAAACCCGAACUCCAGAAGGUCCUGGAGAAGAGAAAGAGGGAGCAAGUUCUCAAGGCUCAGAAGGAAGAGCAGGAGGCUCACAAGAAGAGGAGCGACCUGGAGAUAGAGCUCAUGAAGAGGCAACAGAAACUAGAGCAGCUGGAACUGGAGCAGCAGAAAAUUGAAGAGGAGCAGGAGAACACCCCCGAGUUUGUGAAGAUGAAGAGCAACCUGCGCAGAACCAAGCAGGAGACCGACGGGGAGGAACGAACCACCUAAAAACCAGCAGGGGUGUCUGGGUCUGGCUGACUGUGCGCAUGUUUGUGAGCACAGAGGUGUCAGGAGUGUGUGUACAAAAAGAGAGAAUGUGUUGUGUCUGUGGCGCACGGUGGUGACCUGACCGUGGCCCAACAUGAACUUCCUGGCUUUCCCAACCCAGCUGUUCCUUCCUGCAGUGAGGAGAGAGACUUUUACAGACUAAAGACCCCCCCUCUGUCUGCCUGCAACGGGCCGCCAGUACUCGCACCCAUCCAGCAGCACACGGCACCCCGCGGGAGGGAUCUAACACGGACACGUUACACGCUUUUCAACAGGAGGGCGAGCAAGCUUCCAGUGAGCUCUGAUGGAGAAACAACCAAACACACACACUCACACACAGGAGUUUUCAUCCCCUCUGUUUUCACUCCUUUCUCCACAGCAAGCUGUUGUUUCUAUUUACUGUUAUUGGUGUUGUCAUUGUUGUUGUUUUUUUUGUUUUGUUUUGUUUUUUUUUUGUUCUCAUCUUUCUGAAUCUGAUAAAGGAAAAAGUGGACACUGGAUGAACUCUUGAAGCUGUGUAAUGUAAAAGCCAAACAAAUGUGCUUUUGUUAUUUAUGUUUGUAGCUUUUAGCCCAGGUUAUAGGGGAGAACACUUUUACUACUUCUGUAUUUUAGUUUCAUUCUCCAGCAUAGUAUAUGAAGCCAGAACGGGACAAAGGGAGUGUGUGGUUGUGUGAAACACUCAAGUAUGCUUCUUUUUUUUUUUUUUUUUUAUUCUAAACAUGCCAUUUCCUCAGCUAAUGCAAUUUUUGAGCAAUAGUAGAACUCCCAGGCAUGAGAGUGACUUUUCUUUAUAUAUUCUGUUGUUUUGUAUGAAUAAAAGUGUUACUUAAUAAAUAAUUUAAGUUUUUGUUAGGUUGGUUAAAUACGAAUAAGCCCUGAACUGUGUGAUCAGUCUUUGUGUGCUUUUGUGAACAAAGACUUUGGAGGCCACGAGGUAAAAGUAAAAGUGUACACAUGAAGGCCACUUGUUAUAAAAGAUUUUAUUGACAGAUAGUUCUAGGCUCCUGAAACAACUCUGAUAGGCCUCAUUGAACUUUCAGUAUUUUGCCCUUAUUUCCAAUGAAGCCAUAGAUUCCACUAAUUUAAAUCAGUUAAUCUUAAGUGGGUGUUAACUGCAUGUGUAGUCUUCACCUUUAAAAAAAAAAUCUAAAAUGAUUGCACAAUGUGAGAGACUGUAAUAACUUUGAGUGUUAAAGUUCACAUUCAAUGGUUAUUUAAAUACCACACACAAUAAUACUAUUGGUCUAAAGUUCUGGUUUGUAGAUCUCCAAGAGGUGAUUGUUUAUUCUCAUGGGAUGAAACCGAUUUAUAACAACUUAACCUUGUGUUUUUCUCCAGAAUCUUCUUUAAAAUAAAUAUUAUUUUAAUUUUAAACCUUUAAAA
Messenger RNA from Amphiprion ocellaris (clown anemonefish), 2056 nucleotides. RefSeq names its product family with sequence similarity 107 member B (gene fam107b). The record is from RefSeq and is a predicted model, not a curated record. The transcript is spliced from 4 exons. NCBI's taxonomy places the organism in Eukaryota, Metazoa, Chordata, Actinopteri, Pomacentridae. The coding region runs from base 227 to 631 and encodes 134 amino acids.